This is a messenger RNA of Patiria miniata (bat star), 9511 nucleotides long. RefSeq lists its product as uncharacterized. Bases 1 to 9099 code for a protein of 3032 amino acids. The record is from RefSeq and is a predicted model, not a curated record. Lineage: Eukaryota; Metazoa; Echinodermata; Asteroidea; Valvatida; Asterinidae. Gene Ontology annotation, molecular function: protein binding. The transcript has 10 exons.
AUGCAGGUCUGCCGUUUGCUUCCUGAAGAAAACGCAACAGCUACAACACUUAUAUAUGUGUGUUUACCUGCAGGGAAGAUACCAAGAAGAGGCAAGACUAAGAACAACUCAGGCAAGAGAAGGAAAGCCCAAAAAGUUGCCAGGAAUUCCCCAUCCAAAGAAGAAGCCAUCGAUAAAACAAACAAAGGUAAUCAAGCUGAAGAUAAGUUGGUCAACUCCAGGGCUUCUACCUUCUCAUCAGCCAAGACCACUGCUAAGAAAAACAACCAAUCAAAAGGGAGAAUGAGGACUAGAAGACGACGACACGGGAAGACGAGACAAAAACCGGUGUUAGAUGAAGCUGACAGACAAACUACCUCAGAUGAUGUAAAGCGAGAUCCUUCGGAUGCCUUGGGGGAUUCAUAUACCUCAUCAGGAAAACCUGGGAAAAUACGAAGCAAAGGCAAGACUAAGAAAAGAUCAGGAAAGACAAGAAAAGGCCAAAAACUUGCCAAGAAAUCCCCAUCCGAAGAAGAAGCCAUCAAUAAAACAAACAAAGGUGAUCAAGCUGAAGAUAAAUUCGUCAACUCGAGGGAUUCCACCGUCUCCUCAUCAGCCAAUACCACUGCUCAGAGAAACAACCAAUCAAAAGGGAGAAAGAAGACAAGGAAACAAACAAUUGCUGAUAAGAAACCAUCUGGUGAAGAGAAAAAAGAAUCCCAAAUCCAGCUGUUUGUGAUUAGUUCUUUGAGAUCACCUGUAUGCCUGCAACUACAUCCGUCCACUACUAUCUCAGCAUUGAAAGGAUUACUACAAGACAAACUGGGGAUUGAACCAAAGAAACAACGUCUAUAUACAAGGAAAAACCAUGAGCUCAAGGGUAGAAUGUCGCUCAAAGAACUUGGAAUUCAGCAAGACACCAACAUAGAGCUACGCUUAGUGUCUGGGUUGAUGGGCGGAGCUGAUGAUGAACAGAAAUCGGCAGGUGAUUCACGAGAAAGGACUGACAAUGAUUCAGGGAGGAGACAAAAAGGAAAAAGAAAAGCCACCAAGAGAAGGACAAGCCGUGGCCAUGAAGAAAGCGUGGAUAACUCGAAGGACUCUUCCAUCUCCUCAGCAGUUAAGGCAGCCGCUGGUAACCCAUCAGGGGAAACACCAGAAGAGAAACUAGAACAGCCAACGAAGGACAUUUCCAGGAGAAGACAAAAGGCAAAGAGAAAAACUCCUAAGACAGGGACACACCUUAACAGUGAGGAAAAUGUGGAUUACUCGGAGGACUGUUCCAUCUCCUCAGCAGUUAAGGCAACCGCUUGCAACCCAUCAGGGGAAACACCGGGACAACAACUAGAACAGCCAAGGAAAGACAAUUCGAGGAGAAGAGAAAAGGAAAAAGGAAAAGCUCCCAAGACAGGGACACACCUUGGUGGUGAGGAAAAUGGGGAUGACUCGGAGGACUCUUCCAUCUCCUCAGCUGUUAAGGCAACCGCUGGCGACCCAUCAGGGGAAACACAAGAACAAAAAAUAGAUCAGCCAAGGAAAGACAAUGAUUCAGCGAGGAAACAAAAGGAAAAAAGAAAAGGUAACCAGAGAAGGACAAGCCGUACCGGUGAAGUAACCGUGGAUGACUCGGAGGACUGUUCCAUAUGCUCAGCGGUUAAUACUCCCGCUGGUCAACCGUCAGAAGAAACACAAGAACAAAAACUGGAACAGCCAAGGAAAGACGAUGAUUCAGAGAGGAGACAAAAGGAAAAAGGGAAAGCUACCAAAACAGGAACAAGCAGUGGGGUUAAAGAAAAUUCUGAUAACUCAGAGGAUUCUUCCAUCGCGUCAGCAGUUAAGGCAUCCUCUGUUCAACAGUCAGGGGAAACACAAGUUCAACAGAAACCAGAACAGCCAAGGAAAGACAGAACUUCUUUGAGGAUACAGAAGGGAAAAGGAAAAGCUGCUCAGACAAAAACAAGCCUUGGCUGUGAAAAAAACGUGAAAAACUCAGGGGAUUCUACAAUCUCCUCAGUAGUUAAGGCAGCCGUUGGUCAGCCAUCAGGGGAAACACAAGAGGAGAAACAAGAACAGCCAAGGAAAGACGAUUCUUUGAGGAUAAAAAAGGGAAAAACAAAACCUGCUGAGACAAGGACAAGCCUUGGCGGUGAAGACAACGUGAAAAGCUCGGAGGGUUCCCCCAUCUCCUCAACAGUUAAGGCACCUACUGACCACCCAUCACAGGAAGCACAAGAACAAAGACUACAGCAGCCAAGGAAAGACAACGAGACAGAAACGAGACAGAAGGGAAACAGAAAAACUUCCAAGAGAAGGACAAGUUGUAGUGAUGUAGAAAAUGUGGAUAACUCGGAGGAUUCUUCCAUCUCAGCAGCUACUGCUGCCGUUGGACACCCCUCGGGGGAACAGCCAAGGAAAGACGAUAUUGGGAGGGUGCAAAAGGGAAAAAGAAAAGCUGCCAACAAAUCACCAUCGAAAGCAGAAACCACCAAUAUGAAGAGCCUGGGUGAUACAAAGCAACAUAAAAAAAAUGAUCAUGGGGAUUCCUGCUCGUCGACAGAAGUCCGUACUGACGCUUGCACCUCGUCAAAGAAUGUUGCAGGGACAAGAAAGAAGAUAGAAAGACAAGAGACGGCUGGCAGUGAAGCUGAAGAAUCACAGGAAAAGACUGUUGCAAGUGACAUACAGCAAGUUGACACAGGAAGUUCCCCUGCCUCAACAACAGUCGCUGCCUCAGCAAGCAGCCGAUCAAAAGGAAGGAGAAGGCCAAAAAGAAAACGGAAAAAUGCUCAGAAAAAACAAGCAGACGAUGGAGGAGAUUCUCAGAUCCUCGAUCUUGAUAGACCCCAGCCAGAGGAUCAGAACGUUACAGGUGUGAUGGAAUUGAGCCUGCAGCAAGGAAAGAAAACUGCACUUGAACAACAGACACCAAAACAUAAUGAAGCAGGCAAUCACCAAGAGAUAUCAUCCGAAACACAAGGAGUGGGCCAGGAGGAUUAUGACCCAGACAAACUUAAAGCUGAUCUAGACAGACAUCUGAAAAAUAGACCUCAAAGUUCACAACUACAGACAGUAACAUCACCUGAGCAUCCAUCACUGAGAUGCAAGCAAGAUGAUGGUCUGGACAGACCUCCGCAAUUCAAAAAGCAAGAAGCAAGAAGCCAAAUGGCGAAACAAGAACCCAUCGAACAGAGCUGCCAACAAGGUCUAACAGUACCUGAGAGACAAGCAGUAAAACAGGAGCAGAUUAUUGACACAGAAGGACCUCAGCCAGAGUCAUGGAUCGGAGAGCAGGGCUUCCAGCAAGUAAGAGCAGCAUCACCUGGCCAACUCGGACGUGAGCAGAGUUUUCAUCAAGGGAUAGCAACACAUGAGAACCAGGGAGUUGAGCAGAAGCAAGCAAGUCAUCACGCACAAAUAACUCAGCAAGAUAAGCACAAAGUGGCAGAAAUCAGCAAACAGAACACCCAACAAAGUACGUCGCCUGAGAAUCAGAGAAUGAGACAGGAGCGGGAUGAUGAUCUUUACGGGCCCGACCCAAAUAUACAGUCAACAGUAGCAGAACAGCGCCCUCAAGAAGAGGUGAUGACAUCUGCACAAGAAAAACCUCAACCUGACCGACUUCACAAUGAGAAAUUGUCUCCAGAACAAUUGCAAGUGGUUCGAGAUCUAGUACCUUCAGCGGUUCAGCCAGCAAUGCAGCAUCCAUCUACUCUGUGUACUCAUCAUACAUCUGUUUCCGUUCAACCAACUGUACAAACAGGGGAUGUCAAUGUCCCUGGCAGCUGUAAUCCAGUGUUUUUAGGAUCGUCAUCUGGGCAUACAUUCCAUUACGAAUUCAACCAGAAUGUGACAGUUCAUCAGGGAGCUACUUCAGGAGUAAUGGAAAAUGAUCUGCGCCCCGUACAGCACAGCCAACCUGAGGUAAGCAGCCCAUCAGUACAAACAAGUCAAGGUACCAGUCCAGCCAAUGAUGCAGCAGCAGACGCUGCAGCAGAUCUGUGUGAAGAGGCGCUCAAGAAGGUAUACAAGACCACGGGCAGUUACGUGCAAAUGAUUCCAUGGGUUGGUGAUGACAUGAUGCAUAUAAUGGAUAUAUAUACCAAGUUAAGAUUAGUCACUGAUAAGUUACAAUCUAUAAGGAUGCGGUAUGAAGGUAAGGAGGUGACGUAUGAGGAUGCUUUUCUUGAGGAAAACGAAGAAGGUUUUGUUAUCAACCGACUAAUUUAUGAGGGAAUGGCAGGUCUGGGAAAAACAACCCUGAUUGGGAAAAUUGCUUACGACUGGGCAAGUAGCUUAUCUGGCCUUCUAGCAAAAUAUAAGCUUGUUUUUGUUCUGAGAAUGAGUGCACUGGAACAAACUGCAGAUCUCCUUGACUCUCUAUUUGAACAGCUCAUCGAUCCAAACAUUAUCCAUAAAAAACACCUGAACACCUUUAUUUUUAAGAAUCCUAAAAAGGUGCUUAUUCUUCUGGAUGGCUUUGAUGAGUUGAUGACCACCAAACUUGAUAAUAAAUCAUUUGGAUCCAUCCUGCAAAUCCUAAACCGAAAGGUUGGAGCAGACAUUGAUGUGGUUAUAACAACCCGCACCUCUCAUUUUGACAAAUUGGUCAGCAGCGCACUGGUUAAAACACCUUUUACCCAUGUACAGGUUUUGGGGUUCGCUGAGGAAGAUGUUCAAGAUUACUUAAGAAAGUUUUUCUCUAAAAGUAAAAGCCCUCGUGAUGCUGACUCUCUUUUCCAAAGCAUUCAAUCAUCUGCUGUCCUACUUGAUUUAGCACGUAGUCCAAUGUUGAUUCUAUUAAUGUGUUUAUUAUGGAGAGAAGAUUCCACACUACCAGACACAAUAUCACGCUUAUAUGGCAAGGCUCUUCGAUACAUAUUCAAGAGAAAAGGCAUACCGGAGGAGAAAAUGCCAGAGAUCCUUGUUGCAAUUGGAAAGGUUGCUUUCUAUGGCCUAAUUUCUCCAGUGCAGCGGCUUUCAUUUCAAGACAGAGAGUUUGACAACAGCGUGCUUGAUAUAGCUUUGAAGGCUGGCAUCCUUACAAGCCAAAGGGGCUUAAAAGGUUUGGAAACUCAUAACAACAUACAAUUUAUCCACAAAACAAUUCAGGAAUUCUGUACUGCUGUUUACCUGCAAAGCUUACAAAAAUCAGACACUGAUGAAUUUCAAAAGCAUCUUGAUAAACUUGAUGACAUAAAGAGGUUUCACUAUCUGCUUCGCUUUUGUUGUGGUGACAAUGAGGCAUGCACUAUUCAAGUCUUGCAGAUGUUGCAAAAGAGGAUCAAUUCCGAGAGUAUGUACAUGUAUAUGAAAACUACAGCAUUAAACAUGGGAUUGAAUUGUUACUUUGAGAGUCAGGCAGAAAAUUUGUUAUCAGAGGCAUUCACACAUUCAGUCAUAACUAAAAUAAUAAACACGGAUUAUCUCGAAAGCCGUGAUGAUGUGAACUCCUUUGUGUGGUUUCUCAAACAUGUUGCUAACCAAACAAAGUACACAGGCAAUAUGUACCUUGACAAAGUCGAGGAAUUACGGUUCAGUCACCAUAGCUUGGAAAAGUGUAGUAAAGACCUGGCAGUGGCCAUGAGUAGCAUGCCUAAUAUUUCUGUUGUUAGAAUGCAGAGAUGCUCUUUAACCAACAACGGUAUGACAGACAUUGCAUCAUCGUUGGCCAAGGCUGACAAGUUGUCUGAACUGGACCUUUCAUACAAUGGAGCUUUAAAUGGUUCAUUGCAUUCUUGGAUGCCGCAGUUAAUAAAGAAGACACAUCUACAGAUAUUAAUGCUAGAUGACUGUUGUCUGACGGCUGGUGACAUAAAGCAAAUUGCCGCCUUAGUUGGCUGUAUGCCAACGCUUGUCCACUGCACUGUCAAGGGUGUGUUUCAAUUAUUACCAUGUAGUACAGGUUUGAAGAUGGAACUCUUGAAUCCGAUGUUCUCUGGUUCUGACGUGGCAGAUAUUGUGAAGGCUGUGGGUAGCCGGAAUGACAUAGUUAAAGUGGUUGUUGAAGGUGCGAAAGGGCUUGGUAGUACAGCAGCUGUAUGGGCACCUGCAUUAAGAGAACUGAAACGUCUGGAACACUUAAAGUUAAACAACUGCUCAUUAAAAAGUACAGAUAUUGAACACAUUGUUGCAUCACUGAGUAGCACUACCAAUUUGGUUAAAUUGGAUGUGUCACGGAAUCCCCUGGCUGGUUCAGGUGUGUCAUUGUCUAAGUUACUGCAGCUGACACAACUUAAGAAGCUGAUCAUAGAUCAUUGUGUUCUAAACGUAGAGGAUGUGAAAUGGAUUGCUUUUCUAGUCGGCUGUUUACCAAAGCUUAUCCAUUGUACUGUUGAUGAUGUGUUUCAAGUCUCAACAUGUGAUACAGGUUUGAAGGUACAACUCUUGAAUCAGAUAUUCACUGAUACUGACGUAGCAGAUAUUGUGCAGGCCAUAGGUAGCAGGAGUGACAUAGUCAAUGUGUACAUUGUUCAUGUUCAAGGACUUGGCGGUACAGCAGCUGAGUGGUCACCUGCAUUACAAGAACUGAAAUGUCUGGAACGAAUAGACUUUAAAAACUGCUCAUUGAGAGGCAAAGACAUUGAACACAUUGCUGCAUCACUGAGUACCAAUCUGGUUCAUUUGCAUGUGUCUGGGAAUCCCCUGGCUGGCUCAGGUGUGUCAUUGUCCAAGUUAAAGCAGCUGACACAACUGAAGAUACUGAAACUAUAUGACUGUGGCUUAGAAGUGGAGGAUGUGAUAUGUAUUGCUGCUGUAGUUGGCUGUUUGCCGAGGCUUAUCCAUUGUACUAUUGAUCAUGUUUUUGGAGUCUCACCAUGUGGUACAGGUUUGAAGGUAGAACUCUUGGGUCAGACAUUCACUAGUACUGACGUAGCAGAUAUUGUGCAGGCCAUGGGUAGCAGGAGUGACAUAGUCGAAGUGGCCAUUGCUUGUAUUCAAGGACUUGGCGGUACAGCAGCUGAGUGGUCACCUGCAUUACAAGAACUGAAAUGUCUGGAACGAUUAGACUUUAAAAACUGCUCAUUGAGAGGCAAAGACAUUGAACACAUUGCUGCAUCACUGAGUGCCAAUCUGGUUCAUAUGCAUGUGUCUCGGAAUCCCCUUGCCGGCUCAGGUGUGUCAUUGUCCAAGUUAAAGCAGCUGACACAACUGAAGAUACUGACACUAGAUGACUGUGGCUUAGAGGUGGAGGAUGUGAUAAGUAUUGCUACUGUAGUUGGCUGUUUGCCGAGGCUUAUCCAUUGUACUAUUGAUCAUGUUUUUGGAGUCUCACCAUGUGGUACAGGUUUGAAGGUAGAACUCUUGGGUCAGACAUUCACUGGUGCUGACGUAGCAGAUAUUGUGCAGGCCAUGGGUAGCAGGAGUGACAUAGUCGAAGUGUACAUUGUUCGUGUUCAAGGACUUGGCGGUACAGCAGCUGAGUGGUCACCUGCAUUACAAGAACUGAAAUGUCUGGAACGAAUAGACUUUAAAAGCUGCUCAUUGAGAGGCAAAGACAUUGAACACAUUGCUGCAUCACUGAGUACCAAUCUGGUUCGUUUGCAUGUGUCUGGGAAUCCCCUGGCUGGCUCAGGUGUAUCAUUGUCCAAGUUAAAACAGCUGACAGAACUGAAGAUACUGACACUAGAUGACUGUGGCUUAGAAGUGGAGGAUGUGAUAUGUAUUGGUGCUGUAGUUGGCUGUUUGCAGAAGCUUAUCCAUUGUACUGUUGAUAAUGUGUUUCAAGUCUCACCAUGUGAUGCAGGUUUAGAGGUAAAACUCUUGAAUCAGACAUCCACUGGUACUGACGUAGCAGAUAUUGUGCAGGCCAUAGGUAGCAGGAGUGACAUAGUCGAAGUGUACAUUGUGCGUGUUCAAGGACUUGGCGGUACAGCAGCUGAGUGGUCACCUGCAUUACAAGAACUGAAAUGUCUGGAACGAUUACACUUUGAAAACUGCUCAUUGAGAGGCACAGACAUUGAACAUAUUGCUGCAUCACUGAGUACCAGUCUGGUUCAUUUGCAUGUGUAUCGGAAUCCCCUGGCUGGCUCAGGUGUGUCAUUAUCCAAGUUAAAGCAGCUGACACAACUGGAGACACUGACACUAGAUGACUGUGGCUUAGAAGUGGAGGGUGUGAUAAGUAUUGCUACUGUAUUUGGCUGUUUGCCAAAGCUUGGGUAUUGCCGUCUAAUUAGUUGUUUUAAUGGAUUUAAUGAUUUAUUAUGGUUUGAAGUAGUUCCGUGUAAAAUAGGUAUUGGCAUACGACUGCAUCUCUCGUCAAGUAAAUUUCGAGGUCCUCAUGUGGCAAAUAUUGUAAGAGCAAUAGGAUGUAGACGUGACUUGGUUGACGUGACAAUUGAAUAUAUUAAAAACUUUGGUGGCAAAGCAGCUGAAUGGUCACCUGCAUUGCAGGUAUUGGAACAUCUGAAGCGAUUCCGCAUAAGCAGCAGUUCAUUAAUAGAUGAAGAUAUUAAACACAUUGCUGCAUCACUUGGUGACAUACAAACUCUGGUUGAACUUGAUCUGUCUGGAAAUGAAUCCCUGGCGGGCUCGGGUGCAUGGUCUCACCUAAAGUGCCUGAAACAACUGAAAAAGCUGGUCUUAAGUGAUUGUCGGUUGAGUGAUGCAGACAUUGGACCCAUCGCUGCAUCACUUAGUGACAUAUCAACUGUGGUUGAACUGGAUCUGUCUGUAAAUGUAAUGCUGGCUGGCUCGGGUGCAUGGUCUCACCUAAAGUGUCUGAAACAACUCAAAAAGCUGGUCUUAGGGUGGUGCUCAUUGAGUGAUGCAGACAUUGAACUCAUCGCUGACAUACCAACUCUGGUUGAACUGGAUCUGUCUGGAAAUGUAUCCCUGGCCGGUACAAGUGCAUGGUCUCAUCUAAAGUGCCUGAAACAACUGACAAAGCUGGUCUUAAACAUGUGUUGGUUGAGUGAAGCAGACAUUGAACUCAUCGCUGCAUCACUAAGUGACAAACUGGUUGAACUGGAUCUAUCUGGAUAUCAAAUCCUGGCUGACUCGGAUGCAUUUUCUGACUUAAAGUGCCUGAAAAAACUGAAAAAGCUGCACUUGGAGUAUGAUUCAUUGAGUGAUGCAGACUUGGAACGCAUCGGUGCAUCAUUAAGCUGUGAAUUUCUGUAGUCUAGUCCACCACGUGCGGGUCCGAAUUCGAGUACGAGUCCGAAACCGAGCUCGGAUUCUGAGUUCGAGUCGGAAAAUCCGAGUCCUAGACCUCCUAGUCCGAGUCCGAGUGCAGUCCGUUAAUUAAUACGCAGCUACAUCAAAUGUUAUCAUACAAGAGGGCACAAACAGAGCUAAGUAAACAUAAUGGGGCUUAAAGGACGAGGGGAAGGGAUUUUCAAAAGAAGGAGAUAUUGUUUGUCCGUUUUUCUUAUUCAUUUAGGAUUUGCCUUCUAAAGGCCCUGCUUUUGAAGAUGUACUGGUGUUCUUUAAACCUUUAUUUCGAGUUUCACAAUAGUUUCCUCAAAUGCUGGUUUCUGUGUAGCAUACUAAGUUUUUAACGUAUGAAUGAAACAUCUUAAGUUUCCACUAA